This is a messenger RNA of Closterium sp. NIES-65, 3711 nucleotides long. NCBI's taxonomy places the organism in Eukaryota, Viridiplantae, Streptophyta, Zygnematophyceae, Desmidiales, Closteriaceae. The record is from the annotation of a GenBank genome assembly.
AUGUGGAAGCGCAAAUUCUCCGCAGCCGGCGGAGAUGCUUCCGCCGAAUCUUCCGCCUCGCGCGGCCGUGGUGCGGGCGGGAGCGGAAGCGGAAGCAGCGGAUUCGGCUUCGUGCGCUCGGGGGGAAGCGCGUACACGCCGCCCGUGAAUCCUGCCGGCUCGUACGGCGGCUUCGGCGGAGGAGGAAGCUACGCCGGCUACCGCAGCGGCUCGGGUCGGCGGUCGCUGCCGGACGACGAGGACGACGAUAUAGCGGAUAUCGAGUACCGCGAUGACGGGGAUGCGGGGGGCGCCACGACGGCCACUGGUUUUGGGGAAGGAGAAGACGACGAGGGAAACCGACGCGCGGCGGCGGCGGGAGAGGAGGAGGAGGAUCCGCUCGACGUGUUCAUGUCGGGCAUUGAGCAGAAGGUGAAGGAGGACGCGGUCGCCGCCACUUCGCGCGCGGCGGCGGCGGGCGCGAAGGGCGGAGAAUCAGGGGAAGCCGCAAAGCCGGAGCGGGAGGACUGGCGCGCGGAGGAGGAGGAGGCGGAUCUGCUCAACUCGUUCCUGCGCGCGCGCAAGAGCGCGGGGCUGUCGGUGGCGGCGGACGCUGUGAUGGGGCGCGGGUACGACUCGGACGAGGAGGUCUACGCCGCCGCGAAAGCCGUCGACGCCGCUGCCGCCGCCGCGGCCGCCGCCGGCGCUGCGGGCGGCGCGGCUGGGUCCGCAUUAGAGUACGACUCGGACGAUAACCCGAUAGUGGCUGACUCGGUAACGUCGUUAAAGAGCAAGAUGGACGCGCUAGGCCACGUAGACCAUUCCGCGAUCGAGUACGACGAGUUCGAGAAAGAUUUCUACCAGGAGCAUCCUGACGUCACCGCCAUGUCAGCAGCCGACGUGGCGGCGCGGCUCGCGGCGCUCUCGAUCCGCACGUCGGGCUUCGACGUGCCGCGCCCGAUCAGCGCGUUCGCGCACGCCGCGCUCCCCCCCGCGCUGAUGGGCGCAGUGCGCAAGCACGGCUACUCCGCGCCCACGCCCAUCCAGUCCGCCGCGCUCCCCGUCAUCCUCAGCGGCCGUGACGUCAUCGGCGUCGCGAAAACCGGCUCGGGAAAAACCGCCGCGUUCGUCCUCCCUCUGAUCGUCCACGUGGCGGACCAGCCGCGCGCGGGGCGCGGGGAGGGCCCGAUCGCGCUGAUCUGCGCGCCGACGCGCGAGCUGGCGGCGCAGAUCCACGCGGAGGCACGGCGCUUCGCGAAACCCCUAAACCUCCGCGUGGCGGGCGUGUUCGGCGGGAUGUCGAAAUUCGAGCAGUUCAAGGAGUUGAAAGGGGGCGUGGAGGUGGUGGUGGCGACGCCCGGGCGGCUGAUCGACAUGCUCAAGAUGAAGGCGCUGUCGCUGCGACGCUGCACGUUCCUCGUGCUGGACGAGGCCGAUAUGAUGUUCCACCUGGGCUUCGAACCGCAGGUGCGAGCCAUCGUGGCGCAGAUCCGCCCCGACCGCCAGACGCUGCUCUUCUCCGCCACCAUGCCGCGCCGCAUCGAGCGCCUCGCGCGCGACAUUCUUACCCACCCCGUGCGCAUCGCCGUGGGGGAGGUGGGCGCAGCAAACACGGACGUGCGGCAGCAGGUGGUGGUGCUGGCAGGGGACGACGGGAAGGUCCCGUGGCUGCUGGGGGAGCUGGGCACGCGCGUGGACGAGGGCGACGUGCUCGUGUUCGCCGGGACGAAAUUACGAGUUGAUGCGGUAACCGCGGCGGUGGCGGGCGCGGGGUUUAAGGUCGGCGCGCUGCACGGGGAUUUGGACCAAUCGCGGCGCAGCGAGGUGGUGCGGCAGCUGAAGAAGGGAGACUUGCAUGUGGUUGUUGCCACGGAUGUAGCAGCCAGGGGAUUAGACAUCCGAUCCAUCAAAACGGUUAUUAAUCUGGACAGUGCGCGGGACAUGGACGCUCAUGUGCAUAGAGUGGGGAGGACGGGCAGGGCGGGGGACACGGAUGGAGUGGCGAUUUCGGUGGUGACGGGGAAGGAGGCGCGGUUUGCGGGCGAGCUGGUUGGGUGCCUCGUGGCCGGUGGGCAGGAGGUGCCUCCAGAGCUGCUGGAGCUGGCGAUGAAGGUGAGAGCGAGAGCAGGAAGGGGGGGGGGGAUGGUGAGGGUGGGUGCUAGUGAUGAGAGCGAGGGGGCGAGCUGGUGGGGUGCCUCGUGGCGGGCGGGCAGGAGGAUUCUCGGUUCAGAGCUCAGAGGGAGGGGAGAGGAGGUGAGUCACUCGGCCGUUUACUCUUCUCUCCACCACCACUUGCCGUUUACCCCUUCUUCCCACAGCGUUUCCUCCCCUUUCCCUCCCCACCCGCCCCCCUGUAUCUUUUCUCGCGUCUGUUGCCUCUCUUUUCGCACCCGUUGCUUCUUCUUGCCAUUGCCCUGCCCCCCACCUACACACAGAGCCCUGCGUCCCAUGAAGCUGGGAUGCACCCCUUGCCUGCCUCGCUCCCUUGCUUGCUUACUUGGGGCAAAUGCGUUCGUGUCUGGGGGAUCACUGGGUGUUGCUGGGACGCCCACUGAUCAUGCUGCUUCUGCUGCUGCUGGCGGUGGUAGUGCUGCUGCUGGUGGCAGCAGUGGGGGCAGCAGGGUGGGCACGCGAGCAGGGGCAGUGGAUGCACUGCGGGUGGGCAUGAUGGCCAAGUUCAAGUCCUCCUUUGUUGCUGCCUCCGCUCCCCACCCCCACGACCCUGUCCCCGACCUCCCUCCGCCCCCUCCGCCUCUCCCCCCUGCUUCUGAUGCCCCUCCCCCUCCGCCCUCUGCUGCUACUCCUGCUGCUUCUGGCUUUGCGGCACCACAAGGAGCAGUCGCAGAGCCAGCUUGGGGGGCAAGCGCUGCUGCUGCUGCUGCUGCUGCUGUUGGUGGUGGUGUCAGCAGUGGCAGCAGCAUGGGGGCAGACGUGGUGGCGGCUGCGAUUGCAGCGGCUGCAGCCAAGGCUGCUGCCAUCGCUGCCAGCCUUGGCCUGCAGGCUCCCGGGGGAGGAGGUGGGGGAGGAGGGGUAGGAGGGGCAGCAGCGGGAGGGAUGGCGAUGGGAGGAGGGGUGACAGGGACGGUUGCUAGCAUGGGUGCAGCUUCAGGUGGAGUUGAUGGUAUCACGUCGUACAACGGCGGCGCGGUCGUCGCGAUGAAGGGCGACAAGUGCGUGGCGAUCGCGUGCGACCGGCGCUUCGGCGUGCAGCUGCAGACGCUGGCGACGGACUUCAACCGCGUCUUCCAGAUGCACCCGCGCCUCUUCCUCGGCCUCGCUGGCUUGGGUACCGACGUGCAGACGCUCAAGCAGCGUCUGGAGUUUCGCCACAAGCUGUUCGCGCUGAGGGAGGACCGAGUCAUGCCGCCCGCCACCUUCGCCCACCUCGUCAGCUCCAUCCUCUACGAGCGCAGGUUCGGGCCGUACUUCAUCGAGCCUGUGAUUGCAGGUCUGGAGGAUGAUGGCACGCCCUUCAUCUGCGCCACUGACCUCAUUGGUGCAUAUGAGGAGUGCCCCGAGUUUGGCGUGGCAGGCACGGCGGACGAGUCGCUGUUUGGGGCGUGCGAGUCGUACUGGCAGCCGGGGCUGCAGCCGGAGGAGCUGUUUGAAACCAUCUCGCAGGCGCUGCUCGCUGCUGUGGAUCGGGAUGCUCUCAGUGGAUGGGGGGCUACUGUCCAUGUCAUUACUCUUGACAAAAUUAUUACUCGCACACUCAAAGGCCGGAUGGAUUAA